AAUACAAAUGAACAGAAUGCGUUAACCCUAAACAAACCCUAAAACAUGGCCUUCUCACGUAUGAUUUUGGCAGCCAUUUUCAUGAUCUUAAUUUCGGAUUCAACUGCGAAAACCAACGACUUAGUCCACGAUAUAUGUAGUGCAACAGCAAGUUCAUCAAUAAAAUUUGAAGAUUGCGCCAGUGCUCUUGAAUCAGACCCAAGAACACCAAAAGCAGAUUUGAAACUUCUUGCAAAAAUAACAAUGGAGUUAGGCAUAUCAAAUUCAACAAAUACAGAGUCUUUGAUCAAGAACAUGGCGAGCAAUGUUACAACUCCUGAAACUCUGAGAAAGCCGUUGAAGGAAUGCUUGGAGAGUUACGUGAAUUUAAUAGCGUCAUUCAAAGGUGCGCUUACAGAGCUUGAUGUAGAUCCUAUGAGCGCUAACUAUGAUGUGAAGAUGGUUGGUGAUUAUGCUUUGUACUGUGAAAAUGCAUUGACGAGAGAAAAGGCUAAAAUUGGAGCUGUUUCCAUUAGAAAUAGUUAUGCUAUGCUUUAUAGUUCUAUUGGAUAUGUCAUCACUGCUCGUCUUCAAUAACUUAUUACGUCAUCUUAUUUAAAGUCGCCAUGGAAUUGUUUGCAUACUCGUCAUCUGAAUAAUCGUUUUUUGUGUAUUUUAGUAGUCAAAUUUUAAUUUGUUUCAAUUUGGUUAUUAAUUUUUUUAAUUUGAUUGCUAAUUGAAUUUUAUUUCAACAUUAA
Molecule: messenger RNA, 737 nt
Organism: Mercurialis annua (annual mercury)
Lineage: Eukaryota; Viridiplantae; Streptophyta; Magnoliopsida; Malpighiales; Euphorbiaceae
Product: cell wall / vacuolar inhibitor of fructosidase 2-like
Exons: 1
Coding region: 46-576 (176 amino acids)
Molecular function (GO): enzyme inhibitor activity
Source: RefSeq, a predicted model, not a curated record